Messenger RNA from Metarhizium acridum CQMa 102, 1197 nucleotides. RefSeq lists its product as uncharacterized. Lineage: Eukaryota; Fungi; Ascomycota; Sordariomycetes; Hypocreales; Clavicipitaceae. The record is from RefSeq and is a predicted model, not a curated record.
AUGGUGCCGUCAAAAUUCAGUCCAUACCGGCCAUUUACACAAAACUUCCUCGUGGGAUGGAGGCUACCAGGCACAUACACCGCCCUCACGGGCCUCGGCGCCGGCGGCGGACAGCCGUCCUCGGCAGACGUAGCCAACAAGACGGAUGCUCUUCUCUACGGCCUGUUCGCCCUCGUCGGUCCCUUCGGCGGCACCAUCCUCAACAUGCUGCGCCCGAAGCUGAGUCUGAUGGUCGGAUCCGUCGGGUGUCCCUGCUCUGUCGGGGGGCUGUGGUACUACGAUCGAACCGACAAUGCUUGUUCUGCGCUGCUUGCGGGUGCGAUAUUAGGAAUGACGGGCGGGUUCCUAUGGACGGCCGCUGCAAGCGUAGGCGCCAUCAUAGGGAGCUCCAUCUCGCUCAGUCUGUCCAUCAACCAGACAAAACCAGUGGGCGUGUCGAGACCAGCGUACAUGACAUGCAUCGUCAUCCGCACGGGCGCCGUCUUCGUCGCGCUCUUUCUCAUCGUCAACCCGAGGCGCGUGGUGCGACAAGACGGGACGCAUAUUGCCGUCUUGAAGGAGGUCAGGGCAGCCCGGUACUUCAACCUGCGCACCCGCUCCGUCAACAACUUCGCCUACCAGGCAACUCAGGCCUUCUUCCCCGCCGCCCUGGUCCUCGUCCUCGACAGCAAGUAUAUACGGUCCCGCAAGACGCGGGGCCUCAUCGCCAUCGCUGUCAUGGGCACUGUUGCCGUGGGAGCAAGCGCCGGCCUCAUCGGCUGGCUGCAGUUCAAUAAGGUCGACUCGCUGAGGACGGCAGCCGGUGCCGACUGGACAGAUCCCGAGUGGCCGGGUUUGUUUGUGUGCUACAUUCGCUCUGGCGCCGUGUACGCGGGAUACCAAAUGUGCACCGAGUACACGCUGUGGGCUACGACCAACGACCUAGAUGUGCUGGCCCGCGCGGCAGGCAUGUUCAAGUUUUAUUCGGCGUUUGGGAUGUUGGUUUCGUUUGUCAUGGCUGGUGAGGGCGUGAGCUUUUCUGGGACAGAUUACGCUGCAGCUGGUAAGGAGCCCCCCUUGGCGGAGUUAUUACCAUGGUGCCUCGUGUGCAGAUCCCAACCCGUAGGAAUUCAAAGGGUCUUCUUUGCCGAAUUCCCAAUCCGACGUGAUGGCUCAGUAGCACAUUCAUCCGGCAUUCAUUACAUAUUUACUACUUGA